Molecule: messenger RNA, 3228 nt
Organism: Microtus oregoni (creeping vole)
Lineage: Eukaryota; Metazoa; Chordata; Mammalia; Rodentia; Cricetidae
Gene: Scrt2
Product: scratch family transcriptional repressor 2
Exons: 2
Coding region: 409-1332 (307 amino acids)
Biological process (GO): regulation of DNA-templated transcription
Molecular function (GO): RNA polymerase II cis-regulatory region sequence-specific DNA binding; DNA-binding transcription factor activity, RNA polymerase II-specific
Source: RefSeq, a predicted model, not a curated record
CCUCUCUGCGCCUGGCCUGCCCCCUCCGCCGGUUCAGGGGAACGUGUGCGGAGCGAUUGUCCUGGGGGACAUUUGAUGGAUUAGAGCGCUGAACAGUUCCAUUGCUGGGGGACCACCUGAUCUCCUCCAGCCUGCGUCCCAUAUAAAGCCGACAGCCGGAGUGCUGAGCACAGCUCCAGCGACCGCCAGUGUGCGCGCCGCCGCCGCCGCCGCCGCCGCCGCCGCCGCUGCCGCGCCCGAGCGGCACCCGAGCCGGAGCCGAGGCCGUCGCCACCCAGCCGGCUCCGCGGCGGCCCGCCCGCUGGGAGCUGUCCAGUGCUGAAGCCCGCGCCGACAGCCAAUCGCGCCGGCCGGCUGCCUCCCCCACCGGGCCGCCAGUGCCCCGCGAGCCCCCCGCCCGGCGGCACCAUGCCGCGUUCCUUCCUGGUGAAGAAGAUCAAAGCGGAUGGCUUCCAGUGCAGCGGGGUGCCAGCCCCCACCUACCACCCCCUGGAGACUGCCUACGUGCUGCCCGGCGCCCGCGGGCCUCCGGGGGACAGCGGUUAUGUGGGGCACUGCCUGCCCCCCAGCGGCUACGAUGGCGAGCAGAAGCCUGGGCUGGAGCUGGCGCCCGCCGAACCCGCAUACCCGGCCGCGGCGUCGGAAGAGUACAGCGAUCCCGAGAGCCCGCAAUCCAGCCUGUCGGCGCGCUACUUCCGCGGGGAGGCGGCCGUGACCGACAGCUACUCCAUGGACGCCUUCUUCAUCUCCGACGGGCGCUCACGGAGGCGCCGCGCCGGGGCUAGCGGGGACGCGGCAGGUGCGGGCGACGCCGGCGGCGGCGGCGGCGGGGAGCGCGCGGGUCGCUCGGGGGCGACAGCGGGCGGCGGGCAUCGGCACGCAUGCGCAGAGUGCGGCAAGACGUACGCCACGUCGUCGAACCUGAGCCGCCACAAGCAGACGCACCGCAGCCUGGACAGCCAGCUGGCGCGCAAGUGCCCGACGUGCGGCAAGGCCUACGUGUCCAUGCCCGCGCUCGCCAUGCAUGUGCUCACGCACAACCUGCGCCACAAGUGCGGCGUGUGCGGCAAGGCCUUCUCCCGGCCCUGGCUGCUCCAGGGCCACAUGCGCUCGCACACCGGCGAGAAGCCCUUCGGCUGCGCGCACUGCGGCAAGGCCUUCGCCGACCGCUCCAACCUGCGCGCGCACAUGCAGACGCACUCGGCCUUCAAGCAUUACCGCUGCCGCCAGUGCGACAAGAGCUUCGCUCUCAAGUCCUACCUCCACAAGCACUGCGAGGCCGCAUGCGUCAAGGCUGCCGAGCCGCCGCCCCCCGCCGGCCCGGCCAGCUGAGCCUCCGCUACGCUGGGUGCCUGCAGAGGCUUCUCCCACCCCUCAGUCUAGAGUCUCCCCUGCCUGCACCCUCGGCGGGGUGAGGGUGAACCCCAUCUUGACCCAGGAUUUUCUUUUCGACCCCCACCAAGCCCACCACUCAUUUCCUGCACCAGAUCCCCCUUUGCGCCCACCCACAUUGUCCAUUCUGGCCACAACUCGGACCUUGACCCCAAGUCUGGCCUUCAAGGCUCCCAACUCAGGCACCAGGUCCGUACCUCUUCGGGUCCCUGCGCUGGAAGUUUCUCUGGCCCCGACUCUAAGCUGUGCUCCUUACUAGAGCUUUCUUCUCAUUUCUCAGCUGAGUCAUUCCUCUAUUGGAGCCCUCAUUCUAAACCCGAAUGUACCCUUGACUUCCUGUCUGCCUCAGUUUCCCUGUCCACACAGUCCGAUCCUUUGGGUCUUUCUGCUGAGUGUGUGUGUGUGUGUGUGUGUGUGUGUACGCGCGUGUCCAUUCAAGAAUCUAAUCUUCACCCCUCCUGGAGUACCCUGCCUGUCCACCCCUGAGCCCCUCGAUGCUUAGGCCUUAGGUCCAGCCUCUCACACGUCCUACCUAACACUUCUGCCCUCCUUAGUUUUCCUGGAUCUCAUCAACCAUUCUACUCCCUGCUCUCUCCAGCUUCCCUCUAGUAGAUCUCCAUUCCUCAGUUUUCCUAGCUGGGAACAGACUUGGGAGGCAGCCCAGGGCUCUGCCCUCUCAGGUGACCCUUCUUACCCCAGGACAGUUCCUGCCUAGGCCUCAGGCAGGGAGCUGCACCUUUCACAGAUUAUCUGAGCACUUUCCCUCACCCCAGGACCACAGGUUCACCUCUGCACCUCACCCAUGGACUCUACCCCUCAUCUGGCAGGGCCCCUUCAGCUAUUUAUUUGUGUAUUUAUUUAUUUAUCUAUUUAUUAUUCUAUUUAAUCUCUUGGCUUCACCCAGGGACUGUCUGGCUUCCCCAGCUGGACUGGGAAGUCGAGGAGCAGGGUCAGCAAGGCCAUAGCUCGCUGCUCCUCCCCUAUGGGUCUGGGGAGAAGACCACCCUUAUCAGAGGCCUGAACUCCUUAGGACGAGGCCUGGAGAAAUGGGGGGAGGGAGCGGAGCCUGCUGAUCCUCAGCUGGCAGGGGAGGGGCCAUCAGAAGGUCCUAUUUCGGGGCAGGUCCCCGGCCUCUUGAACCUUCCACUCCGGUCCCAGGAAGCCCUUCUGGACCCUCCUCCUUUGUUUCUUAUUUAUUCCUCUUUCAGAGGGACCCCAGGUUCCAGGGACCGACUGAGCCCCGGACCCCGCUGGGGCCUCUGGCCUGCUCCCGGGAGGAGUGCUCUCUCCCGGCCACGACUAUGCAACUCUCCCGGGCAGAGGGGCCGGGACUGCCAGCCAGGCGCCUAUUGGCCACCACUACCUCCUCCACCGCGCUUUUGCAUGCCCGGGCGAGGACCGAAGCACACACCUCCGCGCGCACCGGCCCGGCCCCCUCUGCUUUAAGCACACGCCUCUACCCGCAUCCCUCUGUGUCCUCUUUGUGGACAAGAGUCCUGGACACUCAGACCUCUUUCCCCUCCCCCUAGCCACAAAAGAGGGAGGAGAAUGCAGACCGCUCCAGGCCCCUCUCUGGGGCUUCCGAGGGAUGGAGCUUCAUUCUGCCCCAGGCUCCUGGAAGGGAGGCUGCAGAGAUGGUGGGAGAGAGAGGGGUCACCAGAAGCAAUUAUGGAGGGUGCUGACCCUGUAAAUAGGAACUUCUGACAGCAAUAAUUUCCCAUGCAUGCUAAGCCUUUGGCCCCUCCCUUGCCGUACCCUCCACUCAUCCUCACCCUUAUUCCUUCCCCAUCUUCAGCAGUAUUACUUGUAACGCAAUUCAGGGAUAUUAAAGGGACU